UUUCACAACGAAAGUACAAGCAACAAGAUGUAUCUUUUGAUGGGAACUGUCGUGUUUUGCCUUGAUAUUGUGAUCACAUUGGCAGGCCGAACAUGUGAGCCCAUCAAGAUUCCAAUUUGCCAGAAACACUUGCCGUACAACAUGACAAUGUUUCCUAAUGCGCUUGAACAUCUCACGCAACAAUACAGCAGGCAAAGGAUUGAGCUAUACAGUGACAUCGUCGCUAUCAACUGUUCGGCUGAUGCAGGAUUUUUCCUCUGUGCCUAUCACCUACCCAUCUGUGCACCAGAGUUUAAAUCCAGGCCAAUUCGUCCGUGCAGAUCAGUUUGCAAAAAGGUCAUGAGAGAGUGUAUGCCUACCAUCCGAAAAUACAACCGGGAGUGGCCCCCCGACGUCGUUUGUAAGGACCUGCCAUCCUAUGAAAGCGACGUUUGCAUCAAGCCUGAGUCCUUUGUUAAAUCUGUGUCAUCCUGCAGAUGCAUCAAGCCUCGUGUAAACUACCAGCGGUAUAAAAGGAAUUCUUACCAUUUCAUCCUAAAAGUAUUCAUCACCUCAACUACAGAGAAGGACAAUGGCGGAGUAAUAGAGGCAAAAAUUGAGAGGAUCCUACAAAAAAGCUCUAUUCACUUGAGGAAGGGAGACUCUAUUUACCUGCACAGGAAUACCACAUGCAACUGUCCACAGGUUCCCAAGGUAGACGCCUCUUUCUUAGUGGCCGGUCACGUGGUUGCUGAACAGCACAAACUCUACUUGUUUCGUGAUACGGGUUUGAUCGUCCCUUGGGAGAGAGCCUGGGUGGAAAAAUUCAGAAAGUGGGAAAGACGUCUAGCAGUGAAAAGUUCUGGACGAAAAAAAAACAGGAGAAAUAAAAAGUUGAAAAGAAAAGCAUUUUCAUCCCCAAAUCAGGGUCAUUAAUGGAAGAUGAGUUUGAUACAAAGUAAACAUCUUGAAGUUCGUAGAAUUAGACAGGAUUACAUGAGUCCUUCUUUUUCCAUAGAAUAAUGUCGAGCUCACUAGAUUAAUCUCAGGGUAUGAAGACUGCUAGCGAGAAGUUGCAACGGUUCUUAGCGAAGUUUUUGUCCUACGGACGAAAAAUCAGUGCUAAGAGAUGACGACAGCAUUGUAAAACGAAACAAAUUCAGCACUGAGAGAGGAAAAUGAUUUUAUCAACACAAUCAGCAACAAGAAACUUCUAGAAUAAUACGUAGCACAGAUUAAUUUUCUAAUCGUGUAUGGAAUACAACACCAGUCGAAAUUAUCUUCUUGUUUUUAGAGGAUCACAGAUAGGUAGUUGAUUUAAAUAUUCAAUCCUGUUUUUUUUGUACGUUUUUAAUAAGAAACAAGGAUGUUAAGCUCUGACCCUGCCAUAAAUGAUGAUAAUCUGGUUAGUUAUAUCCUCUCCUUAGAACGAUUUCAUGUGUUUAAUAUAUGAGCGACUUGUGUGUAAUUACUUAACAAUCUUGUAAAGAUUUAACGGUGUUUUGGGAAAAAAAUAUAAUCUUUGAUCGGUAUCUCAAUUUUUUUUUUGUAUUCACUUCUGUCAAUAGUUUUAAGCAUGUAAAAACUGGCUUUUGAGGUUUAAAUUGAAAAGAAGACAACCAGGGAAAUAAUUAGUGUAACGGUAGAUCCAUUCAUCUGUUUUUUUCAUGAAGACUUUAUAAAUAUUCAAGACGGUGGACGGUUUCAAAAUAAUCACAGAAGUGGUGGGCAAAUCCACGCACGCCCAACCGUGACACUUUCCCAUAAAGUUCUCUCAUGAUUCAAUUAUAUUAAGCGAACGGCAAUUUUAUAAUCUUGGCUCAGCUCUACAAGAGAUAUCAUGUAAUGGGUCCUAAAGCAUUUCCGAGAUAAUAAAACUGUAAAUAUAUUUUGUCUGAGGUCACUGGAGAGUCAUAAGUGGAACAGAGACAGUGAGGCUCUCCAUAGUUAUGAUAUUACCACUGUAAUAAAAAACUUAUCCAUGUUA
This is a messenger RNA of Pocillopora damicornis (cauliflower coral), 1966 nucleotides long. Its product is annotated as secreted frizzled-related protein 3. Gene Ontology annotation, cellular component: plasma membrane. Lineage: Eukaryota; Metazoa; Cnidaria; Anthozoa; Scleractinia; Pocilloporidae. Gene Ontology annotation, biological process: non-canonical Wnt signaling pathway; canonical Wnt signaling pathway. Gene Ontology annotation, molecular function: Wnt receptor activity; Wnt-protein binding. The record is from RefSeq and is a predicted model, not a curated record.